CAUUCUACUGUUUCUUCUUCACAAUCAAUGCGUUGUCGGAGCUCCGUGCCUCCCACCUCUCCCUCCUCCACCAACCGGUGGGUUCCGAUUCUGCUGCGACUCACGAGUCUCUGAUUCCCCUAGGGUUUCUCCGAUCCUUCCAAUCAGAUUUGGUGUUGAGAACCAGAUUGUGGAGAUAUGGCGGCGAAUGAGAGGAAAACAAUUGAUUUAGAGCAAGGAUGGGAGUUCAUGCAAAAGGGUAUACUGAAGCUCAAGAAUAUCCUUGAAGGGCUUCCUGAGCCUCAGUUUAGCUCGGAAGACCACAUUAUGCUCUACACUACUAUUUACAAUAUGUGUACUCAAAAGCCUCCGUAUGAUUACUCCCAGCAACUGUAUGACAAGUAUAGAGAAUCUUUUGAAGAGUAUAUCAUGUCACCGGUAUUGCCAUCAUUAAGAGAGAAACAUGACGAGUUUAUGUUGAGAGAGCUUGUCAAAAGGUGGGCGAAUCAUAAGGUUAUGGUCAGAUGGCUUUCUCGUUUCUUCUAUUAUCUAGAUCGCUACUUCAUUGCAAGGAGAUCCCUGCCACCCCUUAAUGAAGUUGGCCUGACCUGCUUCCGUGAACUGGUAUAUCAAGAGUUAAAGGUGAAAGUGAGGGAUGCCGUGAUCUCAUUGAUUGACCAAGAACGUGAAGGAGAGCAAAUUGAUCGAGCUUUAUUGAAGAAUAUAUUGGAUAUAUUCGUGGAGAUUGGCAUGGGACAAAUGGGUUAUUACGAAAAUGAUUUUGAAGCAGCUAUGUUGAAAGAUAGUGCUGCUUAUUAUUCCCGUAAAGCUUCAAGUUGGAUUAUAGAGGACUCUUGUCCUGAUUAUAUGUUGAAGGCUGAGGAGUGCCUAAAACGAGAGAAAGAUAGGGUUGCUCAUUACUUGCAUUCUAGCAGUGAGCCGAAGCUACUAGAGAAUGUUCAACAUGAGUUAUUGUCUGUAUAUGCAAGCCAACUACUUGAAAAGGAGCACUCAGGAUGUCAUGCAUUACUAAGAGAUGAUAAGGUUGAAGAUUUGUCGAGGAUGUUCAGGCUUUUCUCAAAAAUACCAAAAGGCUUGGAUCCUGUUGCUAACAUAUUUAAGCAGCAUGUUACUGCCGAGGGAACUGCCUUGGUGAAACAAGCAGAAGAUGCAGCUAGCAGCAAGAAGGGCGAGAAGAAGGAUGUAGUUGGCUUGCAGGAACAGGUUUUCGUGAGGAAAGUGAUUGAGCUACAUGAUAAGUAUGUGGCAUAUGUGAAUGACUGUUUCCAGAACCAUACUCUUUUCCAUAAGGCACUUAAGGAGGCUUUUGAGGUCUUUUGCAACAAGGGUGUUGGUGGAAGCUCAAGUGCAGAGCUAUUGGCUACUUUUUGUGAUAAUAUACUUAAGAAAGGAGGUAGUGAAAAAUUGAGCGAUGAAGCCAUUGAAGAAACGCUUGAGAAGGUAGUAAAGCUGCUCGCGUAUAUCAGUGACAAGGAUCUUUUUGCUGAGUUCUAUAGGAAGAAGCUUGCUAGACGACUUCUCUUUGAUAAGAGUGCCAAUGAUGACCAUGAGAGAAGUAUCCUCACGAAAUUAAAGCAGCAAUGCGGCGGUCAAUUCACAUCGAAGAUGGAAGGGAUGGUUACGGAUUUGACGUUAGCAAAGGAGAACCAAACUAGUUUUGAAGAGUAUCUCACUAAUAAUCUAAAUGCAAAUCCCGGCAUCGACUUGACAGUCACGGUUCUGACUACCGGUUUUUGGCCUAGUUAUAAGUCCUUUGAUUUGAACCUUCCAGCAGAAAUGGUAAAAUGUGUUGAAGUUUUUAGGGAAUUCUACCAGACCAAAACAAAGCAUCGAAAGCUAACAUGGAUUUAUUCGUUAGGGACUUGUAACAUUAUUGGUAAAUUUGAGCCAAAAAUCAUGGAGUUGAUAGUGACUACAUACCAGGCCUCAGCUCUGUUGUUAUUCAACUCUUCUGAUAGACUGAGUUACUCAGAGAUAAUGGCCCAGUUGAAUUUGACUGAUGAUGAUGUUGUGAGGCUUCUCCAUUCCUUAUCAUGUGCUAAGUACAAGAUCCUUAACAAAGAACCAAACACAAAAAGCGUUGCUCCUACUGAUCACUUUGAGUUCAACUCCAAGUUCACCGACAAAAUGCGGAGGAUCAAGAUUCCUCUGCCUCCUGUGGAUGAGAAGAAGAAAGUGAUAGAAGAUGUUGAUAAGGAUCGGAGAUACGCAAUUGAUGCCUCGAUUGUUCGUAUCAUGAAGAGUCGAAAAGUUUUGGGUCAUCAGCAGUUGGUCAUGGAGUGUGUUGAGCAGUUGGGUCGCAUGUUUAAGCCUGAUUUCAAGGCAAUCAAGAAAAGGAUUGAGGACUUGAUCACUCGAGACUAUUUGGAGAGAGACAAAGACAACGCCAAUUUGUUCAAGUAUCUGGCAUGACAUAUUCUGGACGAAUUUCCGGAUCAAGUGACUGCUGCUGCUGCAAUCACCGGAACAAGUUCGAGAUCCCUUUGGUGCUGGCACCGAGAACAAUGUAAAUGCAUCUCUCAUCAAUGGGAAAGAAGGCAGGACCUCAGAAUGCUUGUACAUUUUGUCUACACGACCAAGCGUGAACAAGUAGAGUUUUGUGUCUUCGCCUUGUUGGUAAGGUAAUCACUCGAUUGGGUAAGUUGCACCAACUGGACUAUCUUAGCAUCUUUGGUUUUUAAUGCAAGCUCUUUUUAAUGCUUGUUCAAA
Molecule: messenger RNA, 2709 nt
Organism: Rhodamnia argentea
Lineage: Eukaryota; Viridiplantae; Streptophyta; Magnoliopsida; Myrtales; Myrtaceae
Product: cullin-1
Exons: 20
Coding region: 178-2412 (744 amino acids)
Biological process (GO): protein ubiquitination; ubiquitin-dependent protein catabolic process
Cellular component (GO): cullin-RING ubiquitin ligase complex
Molecular function (GO): ubiquitin protein ligase binding
Source: RefSeq, a predicted model, not a curated record